AUGGAUUCGCAAAGAUUGCAGGAGUUUUUUGAUAGCGUUGCCCUAAUUAUUGGUGAACCCAAUGUCUCUCGUCACUCCUCUUCGGGUGGGUUGGAAGGCCCUUCGGGCUCGACAGCUUAUGGCGACCCUUUUGCAUCCCCCAUGAGCCAUGAACCCAGUGGAGCCGUACGUCCCAAAUCUGUCGACGAAGUUCGUGAGAUUGUUCGGCUGGCGAAUCAAUAUGUCAUCCCGUUGUGGACGGUCUCUCGGGGGAAGAACCUUGGAUACGGAGGCUCUGCACCGGUCGUCAAAGGAACGGUUGUACUGGAUCUGCAUCGAAUGAACACCAUUGUCGAAAUCAACGAAGAAUACGGCUACGCAAUCGUGGAACCAGGUGUAUCCUUCUUCGAUCUAUAUGAAGAAAUCCAAAGACGGGGCCUCAAGCUCUGGCCUUCCGUGCCAGCCAUUGGUUGGGGGUCCGUCCUUGGAAAUACCACGGAGCGUGGGUUUGGCUAUACGCCCUUGGGAGACCAUGCUCAGGCGCAGUGCGGGAUGGAAGUCGUUUUACCAAAUGGGGAGUUACUGCGGACAGGCAUGGGUGCGAUGGAGGGUAGCCAACUAUUCGCACUUUACAAAGGUCCAAUUUGGGUGCAGUUUUCCUACCUCAAAAGCAUUUAUCAUUCAUCACUUGGUUCUCGAAUCGACUCUGAUAUAAUUCUCGUGCCUCUUUUAGGAAUCGUCACCAAAAUCGGCAUCCAGAUGAUUCCCGCUCCAGAAGCCUAUGCCACCGUUGAAGUGGAUGUGCCCCAAGAAUCCGACCUCGUGGCUCUUGUGAGCAUCUUAUCAGACCUGAUGCGUCGCUCAGUCAUACUCAACUCUCCCUCCAUUGCCAACAUCUUCCGUAUCGCACUAACAUCACGUGUGGCCAGUGUACAGGGGAAGGUGCAGGGAUACAUGAAACCACACAGCUAUGUUCCCUAUGAUGUACUCGAAGAAAUUCGUGUCGAACAAAAGUGGGGCUUCUGGCGGGCAUACUUCUCCUUGUACUCGCAAGUUGAGCUGCUUCCAGGACUCCUCCAAACCACCCGCCGUGCAUUCAACGCCAUCCCCGGUGCUACUAUGAAGUGGCGAGAAUUCCCUGGUACACCUGGGGAAUCCAUCACCACUGCUACCAUCAAGGAGGAAGAAAUUCCCCAUAGUGGUAUUCCAACCCUGGCGCCACUGGCCAUUCUCAACAGUCGCCAAAAGCCUGGCAGUCACAUCGACUACUCCCCUCUUUUCCCACCGUCUGGUCGAGAGCUGUAUGAGUGGUAUCUCAAGGCCAAGCAGCGGACGGUCGAUGCCAAGUUCGAUUUCUUCGCAGACUUCCACGUGUUCCCCAGACAUGUGAUUGGCAUCGAGUUGAUCAUUUACACUGACGAGGAGGCGGAGAGUGUUGAUCAGCUCAUGCGCCAUGUUAUUCAUGAUGCAGCUGAGAUGGGCUACACUGCUUACCGUACUCAUCUUGAUUACAUGGAUGAGGUGGCUUCUCAUUUCAACUUCAAUGGCGGUGCUCUGAAACAAUUCACUACCAAGCUCAAGGAAUUCCUGGAUCCUAGAGGGAUUUUGUCGCCUGGGAAAUCUGGAAUUUGGCCGUCCGGUAGAUCGAGCGUGAACUCGAAGCCUCGGAUGUAG
This is a messenger RNA of Penicillium daleae, 1653 nucleotides long. RefSeq names its product FAD-binding oxidoreductase. Gene Ontology annotation, molecular function: D-lactate dehydrogenase (cytochrome) activity; FAD binding; D-lactate dehydrogenase (NAD+) activity. Gene Ontology annotation, biological process: lactate catabolic process. Lineage: Eukaryota; Fungi; Ascomycota; Eurotiomycetes; Eurotiales; Aspergillaceae. The transcript is spliced from 3 exons. The coding region runs from base 1 to 1653 and encodes 550 amino acids. The record is from RefSeq and is a predicted model, not a curated record. Gene Ontology annotation, cellular component: mitochondrion.